Messenger RNA from Echinops telfairi (small Madagascar hedgehog), 817 nucleotides. It is a transcript of the gene BLVRB, whose product is annotated as biliverdin reductase B. NCBI's taxonomy places the organism in Eukaryota, Metazoa, Chordata, Mammalia, Afrosoricida, Tenrecidae. The record is from RefSeq and is a predicted model, not a curated record. The coding region runs from base 72 to 692 and encodes 206 amino acids. The transcript is spliced from 5 exons.
GCGCAGCCGGCCCCCAGUCGUUUCCCGCGCGUCCUGCGACUCCCGGGCUCGCCGUCCCACCACCCCGCAGCAUGGCCGUCAAGAAGAUCGCGAUCUUCGGCGCCACCGGCCGGACCGGGCUCACCCCCCUGGCGCAGGCGGUGCAAGCUGGCUACGAAGUGACGGUGCUGGUGCGAGACUCCUCCAGGCUGCCCACCGAGGGGCCCCAGCCGGCCCACGUGAUUGUGGGCGACGUCCGGAAGGCGGCCGAUGUGGACAAGGCCGUGGCUGGGCAGGACGCCAUUGUCGUACUGCUGGGCACUGGCAAUGACCUCAGUCCCACCACAGUGAUGUCCGAGGGCGCCCAGAACAUUGUGGCAGCCAUGAAGGCUCACGGCGUGGAGAAGGUCGUGGCCUGCACCUCGGCCUUCCUGCUGUGGGACCCAGCCAAGGUGCCCGCACGGCUGCAGGACGUGACCGAUGACCACAUUCGGAUGCACAAGGUGUUGCAGGAGUCAGGCCUGAAGUAUGUUGCUGUGAUGCCACCCCACAUAGGGGACCAGCCUCUGACGGGAGCCUACUCGGUGACCCUGGAUGGACGAGGCCCCUCUCGGGUCAUCUCCAAACAUGAUCUGGGCCACUUCAUGCUGAGCUGCCUCACCACCGACAAGUAUGAUGGGCACAACACCUACCCCUCCCACCAGUACGACUAGCACUGUGCCCCAUCGAGCAGGACGGCAUGCUGGGAAAUGAGUAGCCCAGGAAGGCCAGCUGGAGAGUCCAGGAGCAAUCCAUCUUGAGCCAAAAGCUUCAAAUUAUUAAAAAAAAUACCUCGCUC